UUAUAGUUCCACGUAUUUACCAGAUAGUGAGGAGAUGCUGCGGAAGCUAGAGAAGGAAAAAGAACUGUUGACCACGCGGAAAUCAUUCCCAAGUGAUAAUGAAGUAUUUGGAUCAGCUGACUGCCAAGAAAUCAUUGAACCUUACGAUGAAGAGGAAGAAAAACAGUGGAGAGAAAGACACAGACAGAAGGAGAAGGAACAUCGACAGAAACUGGCAGAGUUGAGGAAAGGUCGGAAAACUGAAGUAGAGACUGAAGACGAUCUGUGGAAACUACUCGACGCUUUGGAUCAGGAAGAAGAGUUGGAGGAUGAGCUGCACAGGAUGGGCAAAGAUGUGGAGGAAGAAUCUGAUGAAGAGUGCAGUGAUGAUGAGUCAGAGAGUGGAUCCAGUUCAGAAAAUGGUGCUAAACAAAGUGAUACAGAGCUGGAAGUUAGUAAACCCAAAGUUCUGAAACGGAGGGUGUCAUUCAAAGAAGACAAGGAAAAUGACAGGGAAGAAGACAAGGAAAGUGAUGAAAACUGUAUGAAAAUCAUUUUUAAACAUAGCGAUAAUCCUCCAGCUGUUACAUCUGAAUCAGGAAUUAGUAAUCCUGCAGAUAUUUACACGAACUACCAGAAGCAGAGAAUGCCAAAAUCUAUUCUGAAGCCUUCACCAUCUAAUGAAAUUUGUACAUCAGAAGACAGUGAUGAUUAUAUCCAGUUCUCAAGAGUGAAUGAUCCCACUGAAAAACGUGAUACCAGCAGAUUUGACGCACCAAAACAGCAGCCAGCUGAACCAGUUGUUCAGGCCGUUGGAGAAGUGGUGGAACGCACUCCUGUUGCCUCUUCAGCACCUCCUGCUGAACGCCCAGUCAGUCGAUUCAAAGCUACUCGGUUGGCAAACAAGAGAUAAUGUUUAAUCUUUUCAUUAAAGCAUUUUAAUAUCA
Messenger RNA from Homalodisca vitripennis (glassy-winged sharpshooter), 926 nucleotides. RefSeq names its product cilia- and flagella-associated protein 251-like. Gene Ontology annotation, molecular function: phosphatase inhibitor activity; transcription corepressor activity; chromatin binding. Gene Ontology annotation, biological process: negative regulation of transcription by RNA polymerase II; negative regulation of phosphatase activity. Bases 35 to 892 code for a protein of 285 amino acids. The transcript has 4 exons. The record is from RefSeq and is a predicted model, not a curated record. Lineage: Eukaryota; Metazoa; Arthropoda; Insecta; Hemiptera; Cicadellidae.